Molecule: messenger RNA, 801 nt
Organism: Lichtheimia ornata
Lineage: Eukaryota; Fungi; Mucoromycota; Mucoromycetes; Mucorales; Lichtheimiaceae
Exons: 4
Coding region: 1-801 (266 amino acids)
Biological process (GO): Golgi to plasma membrane transport; conjugation with cellular fusion
Cellular component (GO): trans-Golgi network; exomer complex
Molecular function (GO): protein dimerization activity
Source: RefSeq, a predicted model, not a curated record
AUGACCUCUGUUCAGUUUACAGUAGGCCGGCUUGAUGCUGGUAUGGCCAUUCUCUUGACGGACGAUCAUCAUCUCAUUGAGUUUCCUUCCUUGCUAUUGCCGAAUGGUGUUACAUCGGGAAGCAUUGUGAACAUUACUGUGAACCGCAACUCAGAUGAGGAGGAGAAAAAGAUGCACGAGUUUUGGGACCUACAAGAUACGAUCCUGAAGAAAUACGGCCAAGUUGAACCAGGGAAUCCAGUUUUGCGUGUGCGCAACAUUACACAGACAUCAUUGACACUUGAAUGGGAUCCACUGGAGUUGCACACGGCUGAAUUGCGUGCACUUGAAAUAUACAAGAAUGAUACCAAAUUGGCUCAUCACGUGCCUACCGAUACACAUACCAUGAAGCUAUCAGGAUUGGAUGUGGAUCAUGAAUACGAGUUCCAUUUGGUGAUGAAGACUACGGCAGGCAAAUACGAAUCCAACCGAGUCACUGUACGCACCCAUAAGAUGGAGGAUUUAUCCGGCAUCGUUGUCGUAUUUGGUGAAUUCAAUGAACCAGAACCAGCAGUCGUAUCAGAAAUGAAGCAAUUACUCGACAAAGUGGGAGCUACAUGGCAAGAAGACAUUACCAGCGACACUACCCAUCUCAUUGCAGAAGUACCACGUGGUCCAAAGUAUGAUAAAGCGCUCACAAGUUCUAUACCGGCUGUCAAACCCGAUUGGUUGGUCCAAUGUGAAAAGAAUCAAAAGAUACAGCCUGCCCUGCCCUAUUACAUUGUCAAUGUCCCCACAUCCUCAUCAUCUGGAAACCCAUAA